ACACGGGGGAGGGGGCUACGUGAGGCAUUUCCUCUCUAUGGGGUCCAGCUCUGUGCUCUGGAUCCUCCGCAGUCUGCAUCAGCAAAGUGUCUUCAUCAUCACUCCGGUGUUUCAGUCCGCCGUCAUGUGAGCGGUGAGCGGUGGUCCUCCUCCUCCACCUCCCCCUCCUCGUCCUCGACCCGGAUCCGGACCCUCCUCCGGUGGAUCUCAGCAAGUUGGUGUUGGUGCCGACGACGACGGUAGUCCCGGCGGGGUGUCCCCUCCCCUCCCUCCCCGGUUUACCCUGCACACCUCCGGGAGGAUGAGCGAGCAGGGGAAGGGCUCGUCCGGCGCUGCUGCUGCUGCCGCGGCGGCCCCGGCGGCUCCAGGGUCCGACACUUACAAAGGCUGGCUGUUUAAAUGGACCAACUAUCUGAAAGGGUACCAGCGGCGGUGGUUUGUCCUCAGCAAUGGCCCUUCCUACUACAGGACGCAGGCAGAGAUGGCCCACACAUGUCGGGGAACUAUCAACCUGGCCACAGCGCACAUAGACACAGAGGACGCCUGCAACAUCGUGCUGAGCAGCGGCGGCCGAACCUACCACCUGAAGGCCAGCACGGAGGUGGAGCGGCAGAGAUGGGUGACGGCGCUGGAGCUGGCAAAAGCUAAAGCCAUCCGCAUGAUGAACGAUCAGUCUGACGACUCCGGGGACGAGGAGCCUACGUCCCAGUCGGACCGCAGCGAGCUUCAAGGCACCUUGAAGAUACUCGUCAGCAAGCUCGACGACCUCAGCACAUGCAACGAUCUGAUCGCCAAGCACGGGGCGGCCCUGCAGCGCUCCCUCAGCGAGCUCGAGGGUCUGAAGGUCCCCGUGGAGGGAGGGGAGAAGAUCAAGGCGGUCAACGAGCGAGCCACCCUCUUCCGCAUCACUUCCAAUGCUAUGAUCAAUGCCUGUCGAGACUUCUUGGACCUAGCAGAGACUCACAGUAGGAGAUGGCAGCGGGCGCUGCAGUAUGAGCGAGAGCAGCGCACCCAUCUAGAGGAGACCAUUGAACAGCUAGCCAAGCAGCAUAACAGCCUGGAGCGAGCGUGGAGAGAAGCGCCGACGCUCGCUUCCACCACACCCAAAGCCCCUACCACCAACAAGGAAGGGAGUGAGAGGCUGCCCAAGGAAGAAGCGAGUGACGAUGAGGAUACUGAGUUCUUUGAUGCCAUGGAGGACUCCCCUGCAUUCAUCACAGUGACGGCCACUGAGAGCACACAGCACAGGAGAUCUCAGAGUAAUUUGAGCGGAGCGAGUGGAGGUCAGCCCAGUGACUGGAACCAGGACAACCAUAUGUCUCCGAGCUAUAACGACGUGUCGGGGAAGGAGCUGCAGCCUCGCAGACAGAGGCGGACUCAUGUCCCGGACAAACCCAACUACUCCCUCAACUUGUGGAGCAUCAUGAAGAACUGCAUCGGCAAGGAACUCUCCAAAAUCCCCAUGCCAGUAAACUUCAACGAGCCUCUGUCGAUGCUGCAGCGUCUCACCGAGGAUCUUGAGUAUCACGAGCUUCUAGACAAAGCGGCGCGCUGUGACUCCUCCCUGGAGCAGAUGUGCCUGGUCGCCGCCUUCUCCGUCUCUUCCUACUCCACCACGGUCCACCGGACAGCCAAGCCGUUCAACCCCCUCCUGGGCGAGACCUACGAGCUCGAUCGCCUGGAGGAGUACGGCUACCGCUCGCUGUGUGAGCAGGUGAGCCACCACCCCCCUGCAGCUGCACAUCAUGUGAUUUCCCAACGAGGCUGGACCCUGUGGCAGGAAAUCACCAUCGCCAGCAAGUUCCGUGGCAAAUACCUCUCCAUAAUGCCUCUGGGUGCCAUUCACCUGCAUUUCCACUCCAGCGGGAACCACUAUGUGUGGAGAAAGGUCACCUCCACAGUGCACAAUAUCAUCGUGGGCAAGCUGUGGAUUGACCAGUCGGGGGACAUUGAGAUUGUGAAUCACAGGACCAAGGAGACCUGCCAGCUCAAGUUCUCUCCCUACAGUUAUUUCUCCAGGGACGUUCCCCGCAAGGUGACAGGUGUGGUGGCGGACAGCGGCGGCCAUGCUCACUUCAUCCUCUCCGGUACGUGGGACGAUAAAAUAGAGAGUGCCAAGAUCGUUCAGAGCAGCAGAGGCGGCAGCGGAUCAGAGGGCAAGCAGAAGACCGUCUAUCAGACAUUGUCCCCCAAACUGCUGUGGAAGAAAUACCCUCUACCGGAGAACGCUGAGAACAUGUACUACUUCUCAGCGCUGGCCCUGACCCUGAACGAGCAGGAGGACGGAGUGGGACGGACCGACAGCCGGCUGAGACCGGACCAGAAGCUGAUGGAGGAAGGCCGAUGGGAUGAAGCAAACUCAGAGAAACAGAGGCUGGAGGAGAAGCAAAGAGCUGUGAGGAGGAGGAGGGAAGCAGAGGCUACAGACGCUCUGGAUGAAGGUAAAGAAUACGAAGGCUACCAGCCGCUGUGGUUUCACCAGAGGAGAGACUCGGUCACUGGAGAGACAAACUUUGUGUACAAGGGAGGUUACUGGGAGGCGAAGGAGAAAAAGGACUGGAGCAUGUGUCCUGACAUCUUCUAACCCAGGAACUCACCCCGGAUCCUUUCUAACCUCAGUGGACAGGGCGCCGCUCUGCCUCUACUCCUUUAAGCAAAACAGGGCGUAGCAGGCUGUGAGCACCUUGUGGACCUUUUUGUUUGAGCGCGAGAGUGUGUGUGUUUGACACGCUCUCGGAUUACACCGUACCUCCAAAUGUGCACUCUCGUUCUGUUUCUACUCCGGGGGGAAAAGAGUGGUUCCUCUUUGACGCGUUACUGAAACAGCAGUGAGAUCAUGUGUGGAUGUGAGGUGGUGCUCGAGUUGUAGCACCCACACAAUAAAAGGCACCUGCACACCCCUGAAAUCAGGUGCUUUUCUAAAUCCUACCCACAAUGCACUUUUCUGUAUUCAACCCAAUUUUAAAACUGAUUGGACAGAAACCCAUUUCAAAGCAGCUCCAGAUUAUUAACCGUCAAUAAACAGGGACAAAAUCAUAAAUGGACACAAAACAAAACAGUGUCCUCACGUCCUCGUUUUAUUUACCGCUACUGAGAUUAUGCACACUUUAUAAAUAUUAAACCAGACCCAUCUCUUCUUUGCAGAAAUCAUUGCAAAUGGUCAAUGGCUGCCCCGUUGAGAAAGAAGCCUGCUAAUGGUGUCCAGACAUUUAUGUCAGUUGCAUUAAAUCUAAAAGUCACGCUGAUCCAAAGUGUUUAAUAACAAAGACUUUCAGAAACAAAUAAGUGCUGCAACUACUGCAGAUAAUUAAUAUGACAGGACAAUAUGUUUUUAAUCUCAGCUUCUUUAUGGUUUGAUGUUAUUUCAUGCUGCUCAUCUUUUCCAUUCUUAAUUCCAAGUCCAUUUUUCUUCAUAUAUGUCGGUCUUUAACUACCAAGAGUGGUUUUGAGACGACUCUUUGAAGGUCUCAGUCUCGUCUGGGAAUUGAAAGCAUUUUUACUGGGUCUCUUGUCACGGUCUCAGACUGGACCGGUCAAGUCCACCACUGAAAGGCUAUUAAGUUGUUACUGGGAUUAGAAGGAAAACGUUUUUUUUUUCUAAAAUAAUUAAUAACUUUAAAUCAUUUGUAGUUUGAUUUGUAUCCCUGG
Messenger RNA from Labrus bergylta (ballan wrasse), 3648 nucleotides. RefSeq names its product oxysterol binding protein 2b (gene osbp2b). Gene Ontology annotation, molecular function: cholesterol binding. Lineage: Eukaryota; Metazoa; Chordata; Actinopteri; Labriformes; Labridae. The record is from RefSeq and is a predicted model, not a curated record. Gene Ontology annotation, cellular component: cytosol; plasma membrane; intracellular membrane-bounded organelle.